Molecule: messenger RNA, 3197 nt
Organism: Daphnia pulicaria
Lineage: Eukaryota; Metazoa; Arthropoda; Branchiopoda; Diplostraca; Daphniidae
Gene: dock
Product: cytoplasmic protein NCK1-like
Exons: 7
Coding region: 182-1606 (474 amino acids)
Molecular function (GO): protein binding
Source: RefSeq, a predicted model, not a curated record
GUAUUCAACAUGGCAGCUAACUAAAAACUGGCCCUGCCCACGAAAAGUUUUUCGAGGAUUAAAAUCGAUAAAGACGAGUCAUUGAAUUGAAUUUGCAUCGUUCAGCUUGAGUAUUGCUCAAAAUCAAAGCAUUUUUGGGCAGUGAUUGCUCAUUGGUGUCCGCUAAGGGUCGCACAACAUAAUGUCUAGCAGUCUAAAAAUGGGCAAAGCCAUUGAAGACUGUUAUGUCAUUGCAAAGUAUGAUUAUGUUGCCCAAGGAUCACAGGAGUUGAGUUUAAGGAAGAAUGACAAACUUCUAUUGCUGGAUGACUCAAAACAUUGGUGGAAAGUUCAAAAUUCUCAACACCAAUGGGGAUAUGUCCCUAGCAAUUAUGUGAAGAAGGAGAAACCAUCUAUAUUUGACUCAAUCAAGAAGAGAGUGAAAAAAGGGAAUAGCAUUAACAAAUCCUCCAACAGUCCCGGUGGCUCUCCUGUGAGAGAAGUUGAUUCUCCAGUAGUAAUCAAGCGCCCUUCUCCUGAUACAUCACAUUAUCCAGCUCAUGAUCUCAAUGCAGGGCCUCACCAAGGCUGGGCGCUUGUUCGUUACAAUUAUGUUGCUCAGCAAACUGAUGAAUUGUCUCUUGUGAAAGGAACAAAGGUGCUCGUGCUUGAAAAAAGCAGUGAUGGUUGGUGGAAAGGUCAAUACCAAAACCAAAUUGGAUGGUUUCCAUCAAAUUAUACCCUCCCAGAUUCAUUACAACAGCAGCAGCAGCCUGUAGCAAACAUGACAGCAAGCGUCGCACCGCCGGCUGCAUCAGCUAUGGUUAUGUCUGCGGGAGAACACAUGUACUCAGCAGCCGAGAAUGUUUUGGAUGUCGUAGUUGCUCUUUACAGCUUUGCUGCACAAAAUAACGAAGAACUAAGCUUCGUUAAAGGCGAGAGACUUGAAAUUCUUGAUCGUCCACCUGCAGAUCCGGAUUGGUAUCGAGCCCGGAACACCAAUGGUUCAAUUGGUUUGAUUCCAAAGAACUACGUUCAGGAGAUUAGCGACUUUUUGACCGAACCUUUCCGUCAACGAGCACCUGGUGGUAAUGGUGCUCCAGGUGGGCCUCCUGUCAGCAAUUUGCCCCCAAUGCCGAACAACGGAAGUAACGCAGUAGACGGCAUGGGGCGAAGUUUGGAUGCCUUGAGUUUGAAUACACCUCCCGCCGUAUCUGCUAGCCUGAGCCAGGAUCCUAAUUUCCCUCACCUGAAAGAAAAAUCCUGGUUUUACGGAGCCAUCACCCGAGCUGAAUGCGAUAAUCUACUUAAUCAGUAUGGUCAAGAUGGAGACUUUCUUGUGCGAUCAUCUGAAACCAACGUUGGAGAUUACUCCGUGUCUCUGAAAGCACCCGGUCGCAAUAAGCAUUUCCGAGUCCACGUCGAAGGAGCUUUGUAUGUCAUCGGUCAGCGGAGGUUCCAUUCUAUCGACCAGUUGGUAGACCACUACCAAAGAUCCCCCAUUUUCACGUCAGAAAAAGGAGAACGUCUCUUCCUUAUCCGACCACUACCCAAGCCUGUCGGAUAUAUCCCACCUUCUUUUGCACCACCCACUCCGGCGACAAGACCGAUGCAACCGAUGGCCUAAUGGCGGUCUUAACACAAGUAGCUCUAACCAAAUGUGUGGGUUUAUUACGAACCCACUGUUCUCUCUUUGAAGGAUAAAAAAAAAAAAAAAACACAGAAGAGACAACUCUCUCAUCUCUUUCGAUAGCUCCCCCACCCCAAUAACUUUUUUCUCGCCGUUGACAACGAUCCAUUUAAUUCAUUUAUGCAAUUAUUCGGCAUUCAUCAGAUACGACCCAAGGGCACUUGGAGAGUGCGUUUUCAAGCUCACUUGAUGAAUUUAAUCUCGUAGCUAGCCCGAUAUAUUGGACAGACUUACUCCCAGUUAGUUUCCUUAAAUUUUGAUUGAUAACACUGAAGGGGCACAGCAGCAACAACAACAACAAAAAGUAACGGUUUCCAAAAUAUGAGAAGAGAUGGCGAGUGAAAAAGGAAACACAAAAUAUAUAACUUCAGGAGGGCACCGGUGGUAUCACGGGUCCAUUCGUUUAUUCAAAUUUUUGGUUUUUGAUUAUUAUCAAUUUUUCUUCAAAUAAUCAUUCUAUCGCCAUCUUUUUGAGGGUUUCAGUUAAAUUGAGGGGAUGUGUGGGUUUAAGAAGGGAUUCGCUUGCUUUCAUUCCCAGAUUGGUCGCUCACUCGUCAUCACCAUAGACCUCAGUGGAACUGUGCGUUAUUAUUAUUAUUAAUUUUUUUUUAACUCGUGUUGGUAUCGAGGAAUCUAGUCUCUCGCAUCCCUUGAACACCCGACCACAUAACCAUGUAGAAGCUGAGUCCCACAGAAUGAGAGAGGGAGGAAGAAGUAAAGAACAUUGCGAAAUAAGAAACAUUUUUUAAUCCCUUUUUUCAAACAUAACUGUCUUCGUCUUUAUUCUUCUCUCUCCCCCCCAGAGUGUGUGUGUGCUCGUAUAACCCAUUUGUAGUAUGAUUUCAAAGCUCAUUUCUGUUCUCUAUUGUGCGCGCGUGUGUGUGUGUGUCUGUGCCUGUACAGCAUUUUUUUGUCGUUCACCCAUGUUUUAUUUUCGACGUUGGCAAUCGAAAUCUUGCCUCCUUUUUUGUUCUGUUGCUGAUUAUUCUCCUCCCACCUUCUCUCAGCUAAGUUUGCCCAUUUCCUACUUUCUUGAUUUUCCCGUUGUCACUAUGAUUCUUCUGUCUCGUGCUUCUCUAUCUUUCCUUUGACAUCUGUGUCAGCGAAAUUUGCUGCGUGCAGAAGUAAUUUGCUCUCUCCGCUUUUGAUUAUCUCGACCCUCUCUUCCAUCUCCCGCCUUCGAUUAUCAAACCUGCGCACUUUCCACCCCCCACACUUCGCGACUCAUUUCCGUCUUAUCGGACACGUCUAACAUUUAUGGAUGCUUGCAGUUGGAAAAUGCCACAGCCCCGCUUGUUCCAGGAAUUCCGCUUUUCUUAAGAAAAGGAAAAAUGAAAUUUGAAAGAAAAAGGAAAAAAAAAAAUUACACAGCCAGCGGAUUCCUGAUUUCAACGGGUCGAACGUAUCAAGUUAAAAAAAAAAGUGACCGUCUCUUAUCUUCCUUAGUUCUUUUCUUCUCGCAUCAUUUCUUUCUAUAUUUCUAUUCUCAUAUUUGUCGUGCUAGAAUAUAUCGUUUGAGAUGCUGUCA